AUGAAUCUUCUCUUCAUUUUGGCUACUUCUGCUUUGAUCUUCUUUGUUCAAUGUGACUAUGCAAGUGGUGGAGGCGAUGGAUCGGGAUAUACUGCAGGAGGUGGUGCAGCUGCUUCAUCUGCACCCGCAGAGGCUGCGCCAGCUCCGGAAUCAGCUCCAGCUCCCGAACCAGCUCCAGCACCUGAAGCCGCUCCUGCACCAGAGUCUGCCCCAGCACCAGCUCUAGAUGCUGCUCCAGCUGCACCAGCCGCCGAUGCCGGAGGAUAUGCAGCUGCCGCCCCAGUCGCAGGAGGAGGAUCUUACCCAUCAAAUAAGAGGAGAGUCGCCCGCGCUUAUACCGAUAGCGCUGCUCCACCAGCCCCACCAGUUGCUGAAGCUGCUCCAGCUCCAGCACCAGAGGCAGCACCAGCUCCAGAGGCAGCACCAGCUCCAGAGGCAGCACCAGCUCCAGAGGCAGCACCAGCUCCAGAGGCAGCACCAGCGCCCGAAGCCGCUCCUGCACCGGAACCUGCCCCAGCUCCAGCUCCAGAUGCUGCUCCAGCCGCUCCAGCCGCCGAUGCUGGUGGCUAUGCCGCUGCGGCCCCAGUCGCAGGAGGAGGAUCUUACCCAUCAAAGAAGAGGAGAGUCGUCCGCGCUUAUGCCGAUAGCGCUGCUCCACCAGCCCCACCAGCUCCUGAAAUCGCUCCACCAGCGCCAAAUGCUGCGCCAGCUCCGGAAUCAGCUCCAGCUCCUGAGCCAGCUCCAGCACCUGAAGCCGCUCUGCACCAGAACAUGCUCCAGCUCCAACGCCUGAUGCUGCUCCAGUUGAGAGGAGGAUCUUACCCAUCAAAUAAGAGGAGAGUCGCCCGCGCUUAUGCCGAUAGUGCUGCUCCACCUGCCGAGCCGGCUCCAGCUCCAGCUCUAGAGUCUACACCAGCUCCAGAGGCCGCUCCAGCACCAACGCCAGAGGCUGCACCAGCUCCCGAGCCGGUUCCAGCACCUGAAGCCGCUCCUGCACCAGAACUUUCUCCAGCUCCUGCUCCAGAUGCUGCUCCAGCUGCACCAUCCGCCGAUGCUGGAGGAUAUGCAGCUUCUGCUCCAGCCGGAGGCGGUUCUUAUCCGGCCAAAAAGAUGAUGAGAUUCAACCGACUCGUCGUUGCCUAA
This is a messenger RNA of Caenorhabditis briggsae, 1143 nucleotides long. NCBI's taxonomy places the organism in Eukaryota, Metazoa, Nematoda, Chromadorea, Rhabditida, Rhabditidae. The coding region runs from base 1 to 1143 and encodes 380 amino acids. The transcript is spliced from 2 exons. The record is from RefSeq and is a predicted model, not a curated record.